This is a messenger RNA of Zea mays, 2781 nucleotides long. RefSeq names its product deoxy xylulose synthase 2. Gene Ontology annotation, biological process: terpenoid biosynthetic process. The transcript is spliced from 3 exons. The record is from RefSeq and is marked validated. NCBI's taxonomy places the organism in Eukaryota, Viridiplantae, Streptophyta, Magnoliopsida, Poales, Poaceae. Gene Ontology annotation, molecular function: 1-deoxy-D-xylulose-5-phosphate synthase activity. Bases 215 to 2398 code for a protein of 727 amino acids.
UCCGCCUCCACUUCUCCUUCACGCCCCGCCUUGCCUUCAUCCUCCUCCUCUCCUCCAUCUCUCCUCGCCCCAGCGCGCGCGCGGCAUCGCCGUCGAGCUACUUACUCGAGCUUCAGUUCCAGCUACUGGAGCACGCAGUUCAUAUUAAUACACAGCUUAGCUGUACCAAGCGGCAUCUUGCACGCUAGCUAAACUAGAGGAACUCGCUGCGCGCAUGUCUCCAAUAAUGGCGCUCCAGGCAUCGUCGUCGUCGCCUUCCGCGUUCCGUGCGGUCCCGGCCACCGCCAACGCUUCCUGCCGGCGUCAGUUCCAGGUGCGCGCUCAGGUAGCCGGCGGCAGCAGCAGUAGCAGCAUCGGAGCCGAUGGUGGGAAGAUGAUGGUUUCCAAGGAGCCGGCGGCGGCGGCCACGUCGUCGGGACCGUGGAAGAUCGACUUCUCCGGCGAGAAGCCGCCGACGCCGCUGCUGGACACCGUGAACUACCCGCUCCACAUGAAGAACCUGUCGAUCUUGGAGCUGGAGCAGCUGGCGGCGGAGCUCCGCGCGGAGGUCGUGCACACCGUGUCCAAGACCGGCGGGCACCUGAGCUCCAGCCUGGGCGUUGUGGAGCUGUCGGUGGCGCUGCACCACGUGUUCGACACCCCGGAGGACAAGAUCAUCUGGGACGUGGGCCACCAGGCGUACCCGCACAAGAUCCUGACGGGGCGGCGGUCGCGGAUGCACACCAUCCGCCAGACCUCCGGGCUGGCGGGGUUCCCCAAGCGCGACGAGAGCGCGCACGACGCGUUCGGGGUCGGCCACAGCUCCACCAGCAUCUCGGCGGCGCUGGGCAUGGCCGUGGCGCGGGACCUCCUGGGGCGCAAGAACCACGUGAUCUCCGUCAUCGGCGACGGCGCCAUGACGGCCGGCCAGGCCUACGAGGCCAUGAACAACUCGGGCUACCUGGACGCCAACAUGAUCGUGGUGCUGAACGACAACAAGCAGGUGUCGCUCCCGACGGCCACGCUGGACGGGCCGUCCAAGCCCGUGGGCGCGCUGAGCCGGGCGCUGACUAAGCUCCAGUCCAGCACCAAGUUCCGGCGCCUCCGCGAGGCGGCCAAGUCCGUGACGAAGCAGAUCGGCGGGCCGACGCACGAGGUGGCCGCCAAGGUGGACGAGUACGCGCGCGGCAUGAUCAGCGCCUCCGGGUCGUCGCUGUUCGAGGAGCUCGGGCUCUACUACAUCGGCCCCGUGGACGGGCACUGCGUGGAGGACCUGGUGACCAUCUUCGAGAAGGUGAAGUCGAUGCCGGCGCCGGGGCCCGUGCUGAUCCACAUCGUGACGGAGAAAGGGAAGGGGUACCCGCCGGCGGAGGCGGCGGCGGACCGGAUGCACGGCGUGGUGAAGUUCGAGCCGGCUACGGGGAGGCAGCUCAAGUCCAAGUCCCCGACGCUGUCGUACACGCAGUACUUCGCGGAGUCCCUGAUCCGGGAGGCGGAGAGCGACGAGAAGGUGGUGGCCAUCCACGCGGCCAUGGGCGGCGGCACGGGGCUGAACUACUUCCAGAAGCGGUUCCCGGAGCGGUGCUUCGACGUGGGCAUCGCGGAGCAGCACGCGGUGACGUUCGCGGCGGGGCUGGCCGCGGAGGGGCUGAAGCCGUUCUGCGCCAUCUACUCGUCGUUCCUGCAGCGCGGGUACGACCAGGUGGUGCACGACGUGGACCUGCAGCGGCUGCCCGUGCGGUUCGCGCUGGACCGGGCGGGGCUGGUGGGCGCCGACGGGCCCACGCACUGCGGCGCCUUCGACGUGGCGUACAUGGCGUGCCUGCCCAACAUGGUGGUGAUGGCGCCCGCGGACGAGGCGGAGCUGAUGCACAUGGUGGCGACGGCGGCCGCCAUCGACGACCGGCCCAGCUGCUUCAGGUUCCCGCGCGGCAACGGCGUCGGCGCGGCGCUCCCGCCGGGGAACAAGGGCGUGGCGCUGGAGGUGGGCAGGGGCAGGGUGCUGGUGGGCGGCGGCACGCGGGUGGCGCUCCUUGGGUACGGCGCCAUGGUGCAGGCGUGCCUCAAGGCCGCGGAGGCGCUGAAGGAGCACGACGUGUACGUGACGGUGGCCGACGCCCGGUUCUGCAAGCCGCUGGACACGGCGCUGAUCCGGGAGCUCGCCGCCGAGCACGAGGUGCUGAUCACCGCCGAGGAGGGAUCCAUCGGCGGGUUCGGCUCCCACGUCGCCCACUACCUCAGCCUGACCGGCCUCCUGGACGGGCCCCUCAAACUGAGAUCCAUGUUCCUGCCGGACCGGUACAUCGACCAUGGCGCACCGCAGGACCAGAUCGAGGAGGCAGGGCUGACGCCGCGGCACAUCGCCGCCACCGUGCUGUCCCUGCUGGGGAGGCCAUUGGAGGCCAUGCAGCUCAAGUGAACGACGACGACGACGAUAACGACGACCUAGCUUCACCAUCACCACCAACAGAUAAAUAAAAAGCAAACCAAACCAAGGCGUUUGUACAGUACAGGAGAUGGGUCCAAGGCCUUGGGCCGGCCUGUUGGCACCGUAGUAGCAAGGAUAGCAAAUGCUUCCAAACGCAGGCUGUCAAGUGCAGGUGGAUAUGUCUUUCUCCUAGCCAGUGACGACAUAGAGCAUACAUCUGCGCGGGCGGUCCCACAAGUCAGCUGAUCCUCUGCUAGUUUUUUUUAUUUUUAUUUUAAAGAACGUCUUUUUGUAUAGGAUGCUGCAAGCAUGUACGCAUGGUACUAGCUACAAGCAUAUAUAGAAUAACAAAUCAAAAUUCAUGUGAUGAUAUA